CCGGCAAAGCAGCCGUGAGCACCCUGGCUGCAGGACGCUGCCUGGGCCUGGCCCAGGCACAGAGUGGGAAGAUGUGGCAGGACACACCACGGGCCAAGGAUGGAAGGAUGCAGAGGGUCCUGGCCGGGGCAGGGGUGUGUGUGUAUGUGACCCACAGCACCAGAGAGUUUGGGGACAUGCAGAUGGAGGGAGCACGGUGAAGAAAGGGUGGCCUGCUUUAGGACAGGAGAAUGUAUUAUUAUUGUUAGUAUUUAUGCAAUUAAACACAAAAGGUAGAGUGUGAGGAGGCUUUGCCGCUUCUUGGAAAGACCCUGAGUUAUAAAACAUGCCACGACAUAGGGACAGCAACAGUGGACACUGUGUGUAGAGAGGUCUGUGUACAGGGACCACCCCCGAUGGAGGCUGCUGUGUGUGUUUGGGGGGUCCCAGGCUGACUCUGGGAGGAUUCUGGCAUCUUGGUGUGGGGAGAUUCUGUGCCUCAGGGCUCUGAUGUUGGCCCAAGCCUCAGGCUGGCGGAGGUUGGGGAUGAGACUCCACAUCCUGUGGCAUUGCGUCCUGGGUCCCCUGGAAAGAAUGGGUCUCUAAGUAAACCCCAUGCACCCUACUGCCCCUCCCCCCAGUCUCAGAGAGACACUGCUGCACAGCACUGCCUGGUGCUGGGCUCACCCCUGGGGGUUUAGCUUGAGCACGACCAGGGGCCACCUCCUCAAUGAGGAAACGUGGGGGCCACCAUCCAGAAGGUGCCCUGCCCAGCGCUCAGGAUGAGCCUCUGCCCUGCUGAGCCCCGGGAUAGACAGUCAGCCCAUCGCUCGCUGGGCUUUGGCAAUCAGGAAACAGAAUCCUGCCCAUCCCAGCAAGAGCCUCUCCCUCCACUGUUUAAUUAAAAUAGCCUCUUCCUGGCUCCGGACCCCACGCCUGCAGUGUUGUGUGCCUCUCAUCCUCCUGGGAGUGGACACCCAAGGGCAGAUGAGUCCCCGACACAGCCUCGGCAGUGCUGGGUGGGGGCCUCUGGAGGUUGACCUGCCCUCACAGCCACCUUGUGGGGCCUCCUCCUUGACUCUAUCAUCGGUGAGACAUGGGUCCAGAAGCCAGGAAUUAUGGAAUUACAGAAGGGGCUGCAGAGAUAAGCUCGUUCACAGCCUCAGGCACAGGCCAGGUAUAGCCACUGAGGAUGGAGAAGGAGGGAACCGGGCGCUGCUUUGAAAAGAAGAAAGGUAUUGAAUCCAACAUAGGAGCUUUGCCUUGAGAAACUAGAGAAAGACGAGGAAAUGGAACCCACAGCAAGCAAAGGGAAGGAUGGGGCAGGAGUCCACGCAAUUGAAAACAAAAGGAAAAUAGAGGAAAUUGAUUAAACCCAAGCUGGUUCUUUGAGAUCCAUCAAAUUGAUAAACAAUAUGGAGAACAAAAGGGGAUAUUGCUAAACAAUUGUCAGAAAUUAAAAGGCUGAUAAGGGAACUCCAUAAACAACACCACGUGUUGUUUAUCAAAACCUCAGGUAAUGUGGACCAAUUCCUUGAUAGGCGCAAAUACCAGAACUCAUUAAAGAAGAAAAGAUAAUCGGGAGGUCCAAUAUCUAAUAAAGGACACCUUCCAACACAGAAAAACUACAGUUUCCUGGAAAAUACUACCAAUCCUUUAAAGAAGAAAAAAUGUCAAUUCUACAUCAUCUCUUUCAGAAGAUAGAAUAGGAGAAAACACCAACUCUUUUCAUGAAGGCAGUGUUACCAAACCAGGCAAAGGCAUUGCAAUAAGAGAAAACUACAGACCAACCAAAAUCCUCAAUAAAAUAUUAGCAAAUACAAUCCAGCAACAUGUAAAAAGGACAAUACGUUGUAGAGAUGGGGUCUGGCUAUGUUGCCCAGGCUGAUCUCAAACUCCUGGCCUUAAAUAAUCCUCCUGCCUUGGCCUCCCAAAGUGCUGGAAUUACAGGCAUGAGCCACCACAUCCAGCCUAGAGGGGAACAUUUCAGACCAUUCCAGAUAACACUAGUCUGGAAAAACCAGCACCAACACGAUUCUUAGUGGGGAAACCCCUCCCUCUAAGAUCAGGUGGGUGUUAAUGCACAGGCCAGCCUCCUUGCUCUGUCUCCUGGGAGGGCUGGGAAAGCAACACCCCAGUAGUGUGAGCACACCUUGCUCCAGAUUUUGGUUUCUAAAUGCCUUCGUCCACCAAGAGGAAGCAGGGCUUCCUAGAGAAGCGUCUGAUUCCAGGAAUGAAACAGGGCAAAUCUGAGAUGAACUCGGACCCAAAAGUAAGAAAGGUCAGGGAGGGACAGCGUGUUGAAAGGGCAUCAGGGCCAAAACGAAAGAACUUGAGGGCCGAAGUUGGAACCACUGCAACCACAAAAUACAUAGUGAUCGUAUUGGAUUAUAGCUCAAGUAAUAGAUAAACAUUCUUUAGUCCACACCUAGAUAAAUAAAUAAGGAAGCAAAUAGACACACAGAAGAGCGGGACAGCUCCUCCUCCCGGGAGAAUUUCAAUUAGUAAGUGUGGAAGGAACAAGGCAGGGAGGAGAAUCCUCAACAGAGCCCCACAGGGACCGUGCGGGCCAGGCCCCCGGAGGGGCACCAGCACUGCCGGGCAAACGCCUGGGCAGAUGCAGGACAGCUGCCAAGUCUCAGACAUGACCAAUUACAGAGGGAAACGGCGGCACCACGAGGGAUGGGACGCGGCCGUGUCACCUUCAUGCCCCAUGCGCACUGCUCCUGUGGGAUUCCUCCCCCAAUGCAAUGCCCACUCUGACCACGAGGAAACCUCAAGCAAGUCCACGUGGAGGGUCGUUCUACAAAACACCCAACCAGUCAAGGUCGCUGAGGCCAAGGAGAGACUGGGCAACCGUCACAAACCAGAGAAGCCGAGGAGACCUUUCAGCCAACGCCAUGUGGGGUCCUGAGCAGGACCCACGGGAAGUUGGUGCAGCUGCCUAAAGACCGUCCUGGCUGAGAAGAAACAGACCAGUGCUGCUUUCUCAGAGCUGGGAACCGACCUGCGGUGGCGUCGGGAAGCUGGUGAAGGGCGAUGUGAACUCCGCUUUUCAGCCACUAUUCCCUAAAACCAUUCCACGAGGUCAAGCCACACCUCACAAGCAAAGGCUGCUGAGUGCCCAGUGCUGGGCACCUGCUGUCCUGUGCUACCCUCGCCACCCCCUCUGCUCCACCUGCCCCAGGCCCAAGUCCACGAGAAACACUUCUGCCGUGCCUGCCUUCCCAUCCCGGGUUCUGCUCCCGCACCCACCUCCUCAUCCCAGGUUCUGCCAUUGUGUCUGCUUGCUGUGGAUUGAAUUGUGUCCCUCAAAAGGUGCCGAAGUCCUGACCGCUGGUACAUGUGAAUGUGACCCUAUAUGGAAAUAGGGUCUUUGUAGGUGAUCAAGUUAAGAGGAGGCUGUUAGGAUAGGCCCUACUGCAAUAUGCUUUGUAUCCUUAUAAAAAGGGGAGAUUUGGACACACACACACACACACACACACACACACACACGGAGAAGCUGUGUGAAGAUAAAGGCAGAGCUCAGGUGAGGCCACUGUAAGCCAAGGACCCCAAAGAUAGCAGCAGCCCACAGGAGUGAGGGGAGCGGGGUGAGACAGUGCCUCUUGCAGCCUCAGAAGAAACCCAUGCUGUCCACUGUCCACACCUCCAUCUCAGACUUCUGGCUUCCAAAACCAUGAGACACGGAAUUUCUGUUGUGUGACCAGCCAGUUUGUGGUACUGUUUGUCAUGGCAGCCCAAGGAAAAGAAUACAUUACAGCAUACAAACCAUGACUCACAUUAUCUUUAUUUAGAACCCAAACGAACCUCUCUCCCUAAGCUUUCAAUCACAGAGGCACACGACCUUGUUCAGCAGCCUAGAAAACCACGGCCCAGCGGAGCCACCCGCAGGCACCCACUCCCUAUAACCCGGCACACACACGGACCACGCCACCCUCCACGUGCGCCUGGGGAGCAAAGCAGCACAGCCUGAACUGCACCUCAGCUCUUCCUCCUGAGUCUAAAACACGCACAUGCGCCCCAGGCCAAUUCCAAGUUUUGUAAACUGAGCAACAGCUCUUGGGAAACAAAAACACAGCUACUGUUUAUUCUUCUGGAGCUGGCUGUACAACCCAACAAGGAAGGGAGGGCUUGCUGAGCCUCCUGUCUGGACAACACGCACCAGGGAGGAGUAUAAAAGCCCCACAAACCCGAGCACCUCACUCACUUGCUCACCCACUCCCUCCCAUCUCCCCCAGCUCAACCCCCAGCACAGCAGCAUCCACCAUGUCCGUCUGCUCCAGCGACCUGAGCUACAGCAGCCGCGUCUGCCUUCCUGGUUCCUGUGACUCUUGCUCCGACUCCUGGCAGGUGGACAACUGCCCAGAGAGCUGCUGCGAGCCCCCCUGCUGCGCCCCCAGCUGCUGCGCCCCGGCCCCCUGCCUGAGCCUGGUCUGCACCCCAAUGAGCUGUGUGUCCAGCCCCUGCUGCCAGGCGGCCUGUGAGCCCAGCCCCUGCCAAUCAGGCUGCAUCAGCUCCUGCACGCCCUCAUGCUGCCAGCAGUCUAGCUGCCAGCCGGCUUGCUGCACCUCCUCCUCCUGCCAGCAGGCCUGCUGCGUGCCCGUCUGCUGCAAGACCGUCUGCUGCAAGCCUGUCUGCUCUGAGGAUUCCUCUUCAUGCUGCCAGCAGUCUAGCUGCCAGCCGGCUUGCUGCACCUCCUCCCCCUGCCAGCAGGCUUGCUGUGUGCCCGUCUGCUGCAAGCCUGUGUGCUGCAAGCCUGUCUGCUCUGUGCCCAUCUGCUCUGGGGCUUCCUCUCUGUGCUGCCAGCAGUCUAGCUGUCAGCCAGCUUGCUGCACCUCCUCCCAAAGCCAGCAGGGCUGCUGCGUGCCCGUCUGCUGCAAGCCUGUGAGCUGUGUGCCUGUUUGCUCUGGGGCUUCCUCUUCAUGCUGCCAGCAGUCUAGCUGCCAGCCAGCUUGCUGCACCACCUCCUGCUGCAGACCCUCCUCCUCCGUGUCCCUCCUCUGCCGCCCUGUGUGCAGGCCCGCCUGCUGCGUGCCCGUCCCUUCCUGCUGUGCCCCCACCUCCUCCUGCCAACCCAGCUGCUGCCGCCCAGCCUCCUGCGUGUCCCUCCUCUGCCGCCCCGUGUGCUCCCGCCCAGCCUGCUGAGGCCUCCGCUCAGGUCAGAAGCCCAGCUGCUGAUGGACACGCCCCCCAGUGCCAGCCAGGCUCAGGUCCAACCUGAAAGCUGAUAGUCGCGUCCUGAAUUGCUCCUGCACUUUGACCAUUUCCUGGUGUCUGCUGUUGAGCUGGACAAUGGAAGAACUGAAAGUCUAUACUCAAUGCUGCAGCCCUCUUGCGGGGGGAGGGGGGCACUUCUAGAAAGUUCCCAUGGCAGUGGCCUCCCCUCCAUAUCUCCCACCUCUCAUGAGGGUCAGCUCAGCCUUGACCCGUGAGGUCUCUGUCCUCCUGGCUCAGAGCCGCAGAGCCUUCUUUGGACGCCCUCAAACUGACCAAUAAAGGCCCUGAGACUGCAAUGGCGCUGACACCCAGGUGUGUUGAUUAAUGCCUUGGCUGGAGCACACGGCCAUGGUGUUCUCCUUUGUGCACAACCCUCUGCUCUCCUUCAGGCCCCUGAGUGUUUUCCUGUGCCCACGGGCGUGUGGUUCCCAGGGGUCCAGGCUAGACGGACAUGGACAGGGGUAGCCUUGCAGCCCUUUGGCCAUUUCAGGCCCUUGGGUUUGUCCCUAACCCUCCUGUGUUGUUAGUCGUGUCAUAGUUAUUUUUGCUGAUUUGCUUUUUAAAUUAUCCUUCUUCUGCACAAUACUUGUCAAAUAAGAAUGGUGUCUUCUAGCGCCAUGCUUGCCCAGAGCAUGUCCAAAUGCCUCCCUAGCUUCAAAAUCAGUAGUCUUCAUUGACAUUGCCUAAAACCUCUUGUGCCCUGUGCAGACAUCACUGGCGUGGUGGGAGGAACACAGACAGGCGAUUGGAAUCGGGUCUCUGUCGCUUCGCUUCCACCCUGUGUGAGCAGAAUCAUCUCCUCAACCCUCCGGCCUCUCUAAAGUCAGGGAAGUAGGACUCCCUCUUUCAGGUUUCCAAAUGGAGUGGCAAGAACGACAGACAGAGCACGUGUAACCACCGUGAGCCCAGGGCCAGCAGACUGCCCAGAGCAGGAUGGUCUGAGGAGUUUUGGGCAUUUUAAGAAGUCUUUAAAAAUUAUAUUUGGAAUAAUGAUGUAACCACUGGAAGAAGUGCCAACUAUUCCAAUGGUUAUAAAACAUACUCAUAAAGCAAUGACGAUAAGAUCAGAAAGAAUUUCCAUGCACAGGUGUCAGAGGGUGGCCCGGGAACUCAGCUGCAGUGGAGGUGGAGUUGUGAGGACAGACCCAGAGCACUGGCCACACGGAGUCACAGUCCCGGAGUGGAAGGGAGUGCAUAACUCAUGGGUGAACAGACACACGGACGUCCCAGGGUGGGUGAGGGGGCAAACCUCACGGGUGAACAGACACACGGACGUCCCAGGGUGGGUGAGGGGGCAAACCUCAUGGGUGAACAGACACAUGGACGUCCCAGGGUGGGUGAGGGGGCAAACCUCAUGGGUGAACAGACACACGGAUGUCCCAGGGUGGGUGAGGGGGCAAACCUCAUGGGUGAACAUGCCCAUGGUUUUCAGCAACACAACUCAAUGUGUUGAUUGCAACCCACAGAAGCAGAGAGUUAAAAAUAACUCCAGAGAAGGGGACUCUGUGGAAGAGUCUUCAUUAAACUACAGUGCUGUUUCCCUUCACGUGAGCUGAGAACACUGCUGGUUGAGGUCCUUUGUGUCUUUACCAAACCUCACUCUGUCUUCAGAAAGUCAUUUUCCAGGAGGUGUACAGAAAAGUUGAGAAACCACUAAAAACCAAGCCGACUUAAGGGAUAUUUAUACAACAUCCCAUCCAACAACAAUGGGAUGCACGUUGUUUAAAGUGCACAUGGAACAUCAACCAACAUAAACCACCGGAGAGGCCUGAGAGCAAGUCUCAGUGUCCUCAGGAGGGAUGAAAUGACAGGAGGGCUGAGUGUGCUGCUUGGCCACACAGAAUUGGAAAUCAUUAACAGAAAGACAUUUAGAAAACUGCCACAUACUUGGAAAUUAAAUAACACACUUUAAGAUCUAUGAGUAAAAAUAUAAAUCACAAUGGAAAUUAUGAAAUAUCUGGAAUAAAAUGAAAAUGAAAUCACCACAUAUCAAUACUUGUGGGAUGCAGCUAACAAAGCAUGUAGAGGAAAAUGCAUAGUAAUUUGUUUAUUAGAGAAGAAGGCCUAAAAUCAGUUGUCCGAUCUUCCAGCUUAAGAAGCUAAAGAAGCAUAUGUUGAACCCAAAAAUAACUAGAAAUAAUAAAAUAAUCAAUAAUUUAAAAAUUCCACUGUGUUUGUCCAUUUUGCACUGCUGUAAAGGAAUACCCGAGACUGGGCAUUUUAUGAGGAAAGGCCCAUGGUUAUCUGGCUCCUGGUUCUACAGGCUGUAUAAGCAUGGCACCUGCUGAGCUUCUGCUGAGGUCUCAGGAAGCUUUACUCAUGGUGGAAGGUGGAUGGGGAGCAGGCAUCACAUGGUAUGAGGGGAGCAAGAGAGACAGAGAGGAGGGAGUGCCAGGCUCUUGUAAACAACCAGCUGUCCAUGAAGUAACAGAGCAAGACUUUACUCAUUAUUGUGGGGGUGGCACCAAGCCACUCAUGAGGGAGCCGUCCCCAUGACCCAAUCACCUCCCACCAGGCCCUGCCUCCAACACGGGAUCAUGGUUCACUAUGAGAUUUGGAGGGGACACAUAUCCACCAUAUCACCUACCAAAUAGAAAGUGGACAAACAGGGAAAUAAAUAAAACCAAACCUAGUUUUUUUAAAGACAAAUGAAAUUGGCAAAUUUCUAACUUUACUGGUCAUUAUAAAACAAGAGAACAAAUAAAUUACCAAUAUUGGAUGUUAUGGUUUGGCUGUGUCCCCACCCAAAUCUCAUCUUGAAUUCUCACAUGUUGUGGGAGUCACCUGGUGGGAGGUAAUUGAAUCAUGGGAGUGGGUCUUUCCUGUGCUGUUCUCAUGAUAGUAAAUAAGUCUCACAAGAUCUGAUGGUUUUAUACAGGGGAGUUUCCCUGCACAAGCUCUCUUCUCUUGUCUGCCACCAAGUGAAUUGUGCCUUUCACCUUCCACCAUGAUUGUGAGGCCUCCCCAGCCACGUGGAACUGUAAGUCCAUUAAACCUCUUUCUUUUGUAAAUUGCCCAGUCUUGGUAUGUCUUUAUUAGCACCGUGAAAAUGAACUAAUACAUCAGGAAUGAAUAAAAGGUUGCCACUACAGAAUCUGUAGAUAUUUAAAGGAAACCAAACAAAUAAUGCAAACAACUCUAUGUCAAUACAUUCAACAGCUUAGAUGAAAUAGGCAAAUGACUGGAAAUGUAUCAUUUAUGAAAAGGGAUACAAGAAGAAAUAGAAAAUCUGAAUAGCCCUCUAUCAAUUGAAGAGACUGGACUCGUAAUUAAAACCCUUCCCACAGAGACAAUGCCAAUCCUGAAUGGCUUUGCUAUUGAAUUCUACCAAGCAUUUAGGGGAGAAAUAAUGCCAAUCUAACCCAAACUUUUCCAGAAAACCGUGGGGUAGACACAACGUCGGCGAGGGUGCUAGGGAUUAGGGGACAGAGGCUGAGGCCUCACGGGUGGCAGGGAUUCCCUUGGUGGGCUCUGGCCAUGGACACAGACUCCUGGGAUGAGAGGGGGACUCAUGGAGGAACAGCCACGCCUUGACCCUGAGAUGGCCUUGCAGGGAGGGUAACUGAAAAUUUACCCACUGGGGACAGUUGCCUACUUACUAAAACAGUUCCAGCCACCACCGCAGCCCCUGGAAGGCCAUCCCCCCAGAAAAUCCCCCAGGUCUCAGCAGGGCCUUGUCCACCUGUGCCCUCCAGUGUCGCCCAUGUCAACCUCACCUAAGAGGGGCCUGACGCACGGUCCUGCAGGUGCAGACUCUGGGUCCUGAAAGCCCAUGCGGAAGCUGGUGCCCCCAGAGGAGGACCUGGGGCAGUGCCAGUUUUGGGGAAUCAUGUGCAUCCAUCCACCCACUCCAUGAUGCUUUUGUCCUGAUCGAGCCCCUUGUCUCCUGCGCAGGUGCAGCAGCCCCUCCCUCUCCCUCCGCAUUGCUGCUAAACGGGCAGAACCCUCAGGCGGGUGGCACACAGGGAGGGUGACCAGGCCUGGAGGCUGUGGUGCCCGGACCCCAGGCCAGCUUCCUGGAAGGUGACCCUGCAGGGUGGGCUCUCCCAGGUGGGACAGUGGGUGGGACAGUCCUGGGGCCUGGAAAGCCCCAUAGCCCAGGGCACGGCAGCCAAUGACCAGGCUCAGGAAGACCCAGGCAUGGAGGCUGAGCCAGGACUGAGCCUUCCUGGGCAUGGCUGUGAGUUCCACCUGGUGACCCCCUGGAGGAGUUAGGCCACUGUCCCCUGUGACUUCUAGGUUAAGUCACUCAUUCAUAGAAACAGUCAUGGCUAGAGACCAAUCUGAGCUCAAAACCAUGUGUCCCCAGGAGCACUACAGGAAAAGAGAAUCAGGUGACCAAGGGGAGUUUAUUGGGGAGCAGGAGGAGGUGCUGACAGGUUCAAGUUGAGGCCAAGUGACCUGGGGCAGAGAAGCUGGGAGGGAGGACAGGGGACCCAACAGGCAGGUGGGCCCCUGCUGGGAGGCAGGAGCUGGGGAGCUGCGAGGAUGGAGACUCCUGGGAGUAUGGAGGGGGGGUCACCUCAGCACAUGGGGGCCCCGUCCCAAGCGGGGACAACCUCCUAACCCGAGUCAGGACCAGUUGGCCCUGG
Molecule: messenger RNA, 9791 nt
Organism: Pan troglodytes (chimpanzee)
Lineage: Eukaryota; Metazoa; Chordata; Mammalia; Primates; Hominidae
Product: keratin-associated protein 10-1
Exons: 1
Coding region: 4249-5127 (292 amino acids)
Cellular component (GO): keratin filament
Source: RefSeq, a predicted model, not a curated record